Molecule: messenger RNA, 4295 nt
Organism: Asterias rubens (European starfish)
Lineage: Eukaryota; Metazoa; Echinodermata; Asteroidea; Forcipulatida; Asteriidae
Product: relaxin receptor 1-like
Exons: 18
Coding region: 149-2803 (884 amino acids)
Biological process (GO): G protein-coupled receptor signaling pathway
Cellular component (GO): membrane
Molecular function (GO): protein binding; G protein-coupled receptor activity; protein-hormone receptor activity
Source: RefSeq, a predicted model, not a curated record
CGAUCAGAGUCUGCUAACUGUUCUGUUUCCCAAGAAAAUGGAGCAGUAAAAAAGAUCCUCAGAUUCUCAUCGAUCUAGUGGAAGGACGAAGGAGGCAUUACUGGAAUCUCAAGUUGCAAAAUUAUGACUCAAGAUCGUGGCCGUCAUCAUGACGUCACUACACGUAAUUCUGUUGGUGUUCAUCCUUACGCAUGUCUGCUGUGGAAUGAGAUUGAAACAUGAAGCCGUGCUGAGGAACCUACAACGACGUUCCAUAGAUGUUCACAGGCAUUGCGGUGAAGAGUUUCCGUGUUUGAAUUCGACGCAGUGCGUGCCUCAGGACGCUAUCUGUGACGGGACGCCGGACUGCGACAACGGGUCUGAUGAAUGGGAAAAGGAGGAAUGUAAUGAUUUCCACACGAAUCAGUUGUGGGACGCAAUGUUUGGUGAGAAAGAUGAUUGCGAUGAUUCAGAAGAAGAUGAUGACGAUGAUUGCGAUGAUGAUGACUCAGCCAGUUAUCAAAACGAGGCUGGCAACUUUCUAAUCGAGGCUCCAUGCGAGAACGGAACAUUCCCCGAGACUUGCGAGUGCAUCGUCGAACUAGAGAAGCCCUCAGCGGCUCACCGCCCGGUGAGAUUCUCAACUCUGCCCGCUGAAUCUCCAACAGGUCCGGACGACACAUCGGAAACACCUUCAUACCGUUCAACCUCUACUACAGGAACAGGCACGCAGUCACCGGUCGUUGAAGGGACAGUCAUUGGUGUUAAGAUUGACUGCAGAGCCAGUGGACUCACGUCGUUCCCAAGAAACCUCCCAGAGAACACACUAUUUAUAGACGUUUCCGACAACAAGAUAACCGAGCUGGCAAGAGACGACUUUGCAAAUCUAACCCAGUUGCGAAUAUUAUCGUUGUCAAGGAACAAACUGCGUCACAUCGACGAUGAAGUCUUUAAUCCACUUACAGAAUUGGAAAGAUUAGAUAUGAUUGCGUGUGGUUUGGACGAAAUACCUGCAAGAUUCUUCGCCUCACAAAGUAGACUGAAAUACCUAAAAUUAGCUCACAACAAUCUGAAAACCCUCGCUCGGAUGAGCCUAAUUGGGCUGGAUUCUCUGGUUGACCUUGAUGUUCGCGGUAACCAGAUUUCUGAUUUGGAGGUCGGAGUGUUUGAACAUACUCCUCGACUCUUCACCAUACAUUUUUCUGAAAAUAGACUGUCUUCGAUUCCAGCAUCCCUCCUGAGGCCACUGUGGAAUCUCAACUGGAUAUCUUUCCAAAGAAACGAUAUCAGCAAUAUAGAAAAAGGCGCCUUCUCUACAAAUGAGAUGCUAACUACUUUAAUGUUGGCCGAUAACAAGCUGACUGCUGUCACACGAGGUGUGUUUCACAACUUGACCAACCUGGUGUUGCUGACCUUACGGAACAACAGUAUACGACGUUUUGAAGAAGGAGCAUUCGACGGAAUGACAAAGCUUCAAACACUCAAACUGACUACGAAUCCGUUCACAUCGCUUCCACUUCGCAUAUUUGACAGGUUGACGAGAUUACAGAAAAUCUACUUCGAUCAUUUCUCGCUGUGUGGAUACGCCCCUCACGUCCGGCUCUGUAUGCCGAAGAGUGACGGCAUCUCAACAGCCGAGAAUCUCCUGGCCAAUCACCUUCUCCGCUUCGGGGUCUGGUUUGUGGCUCUCCUUGCCUCCGUGGGCAACGCCUUCGUCCUCUUCGCCCGCUGCUUCGUCAAAGAGGACAAGAAGACGCACUCAUUCUUCAUCAUGAACCUGGCUGUGGCUGACCUCUUGAUGGGGCUAUAUCUCCUCAUUAUCGGCACCCAUGACGUCAUCUUCAGAGGGACGUACAUCCUUCACGACCUUGCCUGGAGGACCAGUGUGAUCUGCAAACUUGGCGGGUUCCUUAGUCUCCUCUCAAGCGAGGUGUCAAUCAUGACGCUAGCGGUCAUCACAAUGGAUCGAUUCCUGAGUAUCGUCCACCCUUUUCGGUUUAAGAAUCGAAGUCUGCUUCAUGCGCGUCUCCUUAUGGCGUUCUUAUGGCUGCUUGGUAUCGCUCUGGGAACGCUACCUCUUGUGCACUUGACAUACUUCGGGGACUUAUACUAUGGAGGCAAUGGUGUCUGCUUACCCUUACAGAUCGACCAGCCGUUCUCGAACGGUUGGGAGUUCUCACUCGUCAUCUUCGUUGUGUUCAACCUCGUAGCCUUCAUGUUCAUCUCAUACGCGUACCUCAUGAUGUUCGUGACCAUUCGAAAGUCCAAUCUGGCCAUGAGAUCGACCAAGAAGAACCAAGACUGGGCCCUGGUGAAGAGGUUUACUCUCAUUGUGGCAACAGACUUGCUGUGCUGGAUGCCGAUCAUAGUCGUCAAAUUCAUUGCCCUCGGUGGUGUGCUUGUAUCACAGAGUGUAUACGCGUGGUUCGCCAUCUUUGUACUCCCAAUCAACUCCGCCCUAAACCCCAUUCUCUAUACCAUGACGACGGUCCUCUUCAAACAGAAAGUCCUGGCACCUCUGGGUAUUGUCAGAACGCAACGGAAGAAGGGAUACAUCACCGGCACGUCCGUCGAUGAAACAUCUUCCGGUGUGUCUAAGACCUCGGGGACGAGGUUGUCGAUCAUCUCGACCAAAUCUCGUGGUGGGUCCUGGAACGGGAGGCUGAGCUCACACAAGAAGUUGAGGAACUCCGAGGACUCUUUCAAUGGUUCGGUGGGCCAAUCGUACUCAAAGAAAAACAACUACCAAGAACUACCCACUUCUGAUCCGAUGCUCCCAAAGUCGCCUUGCAGAUGUGUAACUGAUGACGACAAUGCUGACUAAAAAGCUGGAGUUGGUGGGGAGGGGGAACUGUGACUAUUUUGGGUCCGGUUUCCCUGCAUGCUGCUACGAUUAUGAAUAUUCAGGAGUCAUAGACCAUGUGACUUGUGACAUCACAAUGUUUGCAGAAGAGCCACAGAGCCCUGGACUUCCUGCAGGCAUGAUUUUGUACACAGCUCGAUAAAAUAAAACAUUUAUUGUUUUAUGGAGAUUGCACUGUCUGAUUUGUAUCAACUUUUGAUAUGAUGAAAGGGAGCACAUCUCAGAAUUGCUUUAGCUGUUUCUUUUACAACUCUUGAUGUGGAAUGUAUGGCAUGUAUGUCCUAUUUUUAUAUGAUCAAUGCAGUAUCUUGCCUGCCGUGAAACGCACUGGAAUGUACAAGGGCACUUUUUGUAAACAAAGGUUACAUGGUCUGCCCAAGCACUGCUUGGUUUGGUGUGAGUGUAUACCAGGAAAGAUUAGAGCUAUCUGUAGCCCAGUGAGAUAAAGGACUUUUGAGGGAAAAUAGUCGCAUCCAGAUUGAAUGAUUGGUAAGAAUGUUAAGAAUGCUUUAAAGAAGUGAUUUCAUACGUUUCAUCAGCCUGCUUCAAACCUCAAUUAAUUGCCAAUAUCCACGCAUGCAGAUCAAAGAUCGAUAAUAAACAUUCUUCAGUUUUACAGUUGUAGCUUUCCAUUAUAAUGUGUUUAAGUAGAAAUACUCAAAAUGGGUGCAACGAGCGUUUUGAAUAUUUUUGUACAUUCCUGAAACAUCUCAACCCUUCCUUGUACAAAGUGGGACAAAAACGUCCUUCGGACACAUAGAGCAAGUUCGAUCAAGAGACUAAAGUUGACUAUUGUCGACCAUUUGGGCGAUUUUGCCUGGUACCCAUACCCAUGAUGUAUUUCAUGAAUAAGUAACCAUGGAACAUUGACUAGACAAAAUGGUCGCUGAUCGAACUUGCUCAUAGUAUGGUGGUGUUACUAAUCAACACACUGGCUGAAGUAGAGUGAGCUAAUACAUUGUAACACUGCUACAAGGUUUGGAUCGGACAGCCUUCUAGAAAUGAGCUAUUUCUCGGGAUUUAGAGCAACGGUCACACUAGGUUUCAAGUGUUUAGACCACGGUGUAAUGUUACACCAUUGGCCUCUUUUUAUCCAUGGUCACGCGGAGCCAGGACGGGGGAAAGUAGCACAGAGUGAGUAUAAUUACUGUAAGGGUUUCUUAUCUGUCGUGAACUUGGAAUUGGCUGAACCAUUAUACUUGAUGCAAACGGUAUUUACACUGACAAGAAGAACGGCAUUUGGUGGACUAACUACAUACAAAGUAAAUGUUUCUACAUUAAUGCUUUUUGAUAGUGAUUGUUUUCGCUUGUUGGUUAUCCGCAGGCUUGUUCUCUGUGUAGUCAAUGUAUUGCCUAUUCUUUGAUGUACUGUUUGCCUGGAAAUAAAUAAAAUAAAUAAAUUUUGUGAUUUUUAUAUCAGUCAAUGAAUAACACGAAUGUCCAUUAAUAUAGU